This is a messenger RNA of Westerdykella ornata, 1023 nucleotides long. RefSeq names its product FAD/NAD(P)-binding domain-containing protein. The record is from RefSeq and is a predicted model, not a curated record. The transcript is spliced from 4 exons. The coding region runs from base 1 to 1023 and encodes 340 amino acids. Lineage: Eukaryota; Fungi; Ascomycota; Dothideomycetes; Pleosporales; Sporormiaceae. Gene Ontology annotation, molecular function: oxidoreductase activity.
AUGGCUGCAUCUCAGAAAAUAUACGACGCCAUCAUCAUUGGCGGCGGCCCAGCUGGCCUCUCCGCCGCCCUCGGUCUGUCGCGCAUCUGCCGCUCCUCCAUCCUCUUCGACUCAGGCGAAUAUCGCAACCAAGGCUCCACAGCCAUGCACACGUACCUCACGCGGGACGGCAUCAACCCCAGCGAGUUCCGCUCGACGGGGCGCAGGGAGAUUGAGAGAAAGUACUCUGCCUACGCUACCUUCGUCAACAACAAGAUAGUCAGCGUAAAGAACACGGACAUCCUGCCAGACUACAAGGGCUUUGAAGCUGUCGACAGCACCAAUACUACGUACCGGGGCCGCAAGCUUGUUCUCGCAACCGGAACCGAGGACGUUCUACCAACAGACAUUGAUGGGUAUAAAGAGAACUGGCCGAGCCACAUCCACCAAUGCCCCUUCUGCGACGGUUUCGAGCACAAAGACCACCCAAUCGGCCUCCUAGGCUUCCCUAACCCAGGCUACGCCCACUUCGCCCUCAUGUGCCGCACUCUGAACCCGGAUAUCACAGUCUACAGCAACGGGCCCGUCCCGACCGACGACGCGACCCAGCUCGCGCUCGCCAAAGUGCAAGCCACAGGCAUCAAGCUCGACACGCGCCGUAUUCGGCGUCUGGUGAACAACGGCGUCGGGCCUGACAAGGGCAUCACGUUGGAGUUUGAGAGCGGACCGUCCGCCACCCUCGGAACCCUCAUGCACAAACCCCCCACACGCAGCCGCGCCCAAUCCCUCAUCGCCCAACUCGGCCUCAACCUAACCCCACAAGGCGAAGUCGAGCUAACGAACCCCAUGAUGCUCGCCACCAAUGUGCCCGGUUGCAUCGUCGCGGGCGACACGCAUGAGAUGAUGAAGCAGGCCAUUGUUGCCGCAGGUGCCGGUGUGCGUGCUGCGGCGGUUGUUACUAUGCAACUUGCGGGUGAGGAGGGCGAGCGCGCGUUGGCGGCUGCGCGGGCGGCAAAGGAGGGGGAACAGGCGGCGAGCUUGUGA